Molecule: messenger RNA, 606 nt
Organism: Cantharellus anzutake
Lineage: Eukaryota; Fungi; Basidiomycota; Agaricomycetes; Cantharellales; Hydnaceae
Exons: 3
Coding region: 1-606 (201 amino acids)
Source: RefSeq, a predicted model, not a curated record
AUGCAAUUUCGAGAAUUUGAAGGCAGUCAUAUUGGCCACCCUACGGGCCCUUGCCUUGUUGGAAGGAUGAUGCCUCCACAACAACAGCAGGAUGUACUUCAUCCCUGCCUUGUUGAGAAUUUUGGGAGUCCUUUGGACGUACCCAUACCUCUUGUUGAAGUCAUCCACAGAAGGAUUCCUUGUGCCCUCGAAUUUCAGCUUGAAGUAACGAGCAUGAAGGUCAUGAACAUCACCCAGGGCAUCAUUGAUAAUGCCAGCUGUCCCAACCUGCUGAUUGAUCCAUUUGAGGUUGACCAGGAAUUUGAACCCAUUCACUGUAUUCAGGAAUGGGAGUAUGAAGUUGUCCCAUCACCAUUGACGAUGGCCUAUUUUGGUGGUGAUGAGCCAUCUCUGGCCACUAAUGGUAACUCCAUGUAUGAAGUCGUUGGCAUGGAAGGAACCUGGGAUGGCAAUGGAUACUUGAGGAUGGGCCAGUUUGACUGGUCCAGGGUGUGGAUGAGGGUUGUUGUCUACACAAUGCACCCUCUCAAUGGGGGCAUUCUGGUGAGUUGCACUUUCGUUGGAGGAAAUCCCGGUGUAACAAGACCUCCUGCAACUUGCUGGUAA